Paramecium pentaurelia is the source of this 636-nucleotide messenger RNA. NCBI's taxonomy places the organism in Eukaryota, Ciliophora, Oligohymenophorea, Peniculida, Parameciidae. The record is from the annotation of a GenBank genome assembly.
AUGAAUGAUAAGUUCCUUUAAUUAAGAAAUAAUUAUUGCUAUCAAUACAACAAGCGAAUUAUUAAAAAUUAUGAAUAACCCUAAUAUUCUUAAAGAUUGAAAACUGAAACUCCUCCAAUUCUCAAACAAAAUAAGUAUACAUACCAUUCACCAAGAAAAUUUAUUUAAACUACUUAAGCUUCAUUUUUUGAUUAACUUAAAAAAUUUCCAACUCCUAAACCUACAGCUUAUUAAACUUAUCUAAAAUCAUUGCUAGAAAAUAAAAUAGAAAUUUAGGCUAAGUAAAAAUAUAAAUCAUCCUUCACUAUGCAUGAUAUUCAUGGUUAGAAAAUUAACACAUAUAGACAAAUAAAGGAUACAUUAAAAAAUCAAUCAAAACAUCACUAUCAAAAUAAAUCUGAAUUCAAAAUGCCUUAAAAAAUAAAAUAACAUAAUUAAUCUAAAUUUAAUUCACCUCAAAAACUUUUUUAAGAAUCAAUGAAAUAAUUAUCAAUAAAAAAAUUUGAUAAGAUUAAUGAUAAAAUAAAUAUAUGUAAGUCUUCAAAUGGAUUAUAAGUAAUUAGAAGUGAUAGAAUAAAGAAUUAUGAAGAUAAUUUUGAUGAUAUUGAACCUUGGAACACUUCUGAAUUAAAAUGA